Lactuca saligna is the source of this 1133-nucleotide messenger RNA. The record is from the annotation of a GenBank genome assembly. Lineage: Eukaryota; Viridiplantae; Streptophyta; Magnoliopsida; Asterales; Asteraceae.
AAAAAAUAAUAAAUAAAUAUGAAAGGGAAGAAUAUUAACCAAAAGUCGAGAUAAAUUGAAAAUUAUAUACGGAACGAGGGCACAAGGAUAAUGUUUCCGGGAGCGAUGAUGCUAACCGGCGCUGCAACCUUUCUUCACCGGUGUUCUCCGGCGAGGACAGUUUGCUUGGCUUCUCGAACCGACACCGAUCAAUUACGAGAUCAACUCGAUCAGCUUCACUAUGAGGCUUCAAACACCAGAGCUAAAGCUAAUAAAGCAAGGCAGAGGCUGUUGCGGUUGUCUGAAGCAGCAGAGAAACUUCAAAGACAGGCAGCCAUUAGCGUUCAAACUGGAAAAGAAAACGAGGCUAGAGAUCUGCUAUUCCAAAAGAAGAAGACUAUGCAAGCUUUAGAGAAGACAAAAAGUCGAAUCGAGUUGCUUGAUGAACUCUCAACUAAGCUUAUUGAGGCAAUAUCUCUGCGAGAACAGCAGCUUGUUGGGACAGUUGGUCAAGAUGUUGAAAUUGAAACAGAAGAUGAUACAUCUCCAGUUAGGGUUGUAUCUCCACCUUCUGAAAAGGAUUUGCUGAAUUCUACUGAUGAUCAAGAACUGCAAGAUAAAAUCUAUAACAUUCCCACCGAACUUCAAGAUUCUUUGGAAGUUCUUGAUAGUGAUAGUGACCUGAUCAGUAGCUUGACCGAGUUGACUUCUUAUAGAGACUUGUUGGAUCGUAUUGAUCGGCAUCUGAACAAAAUUGAAGCUGACCUUAUGACAGUUGUGAAGUUCUCAAGCUUGAUUCUUGAAAGUGAGAAAAGCCAUGAAAAUGUGAAGGUGAAACAACUGGUGGGAAUUCGUGAUGCUGUUCGGGACCUUAGAAAAAGAAUUGCUAACAUUAUGCAGAAAGAAGCAGAGAUGAAAUGAAUAUGUAUAAUCGUUAUGAUUUUGUUGCAGAAGGUUAGCAUGUGAUUUGUAAAGCCAUUAUCUCAUAGAUGAAAUAAGCAUUUUUAGGCAUAUUCUUCUUCCAAAAACUUUUCUGUGUGAUUACUUCUGGAGAAAUAAAAAAUUUAUGAGUUACAACACCAAUUAUGAUUACAAAUUUGAUUUAGGGUUUUUUUCUUUGAUUUUGAUUUGGGUGUAAUUUUGUUUUAGGUUUG